Micropterus dolomieu (smallmouth bass) is the source of this 4611-nucleotide messenger RNA. RefSeq names its product wingless-type MMTV integration site family member 2 (gene wnt2). The transcript is spliced from 5 exons. Gene Ontology annotation, biological process: cell fate commitment; multicellular organism development; neuron differentiation. Gene Ontology annotation, cellular component: extracellular region. The record is from RefSeq and is a predicted model, not a curated record. Gene Ontology annotation, molecular function: frizzled binding; cytokine activity. NCBI's taxonomy places the organism in Eukaryota, Metazoa, Chordata, Actinopteri, Centrarchiformes, Centrarchidae. Bases 622 to 1674 code for a protein of 350 amino acids.
UCCAUCUUUAUAAUCUGCUCCAUUGUGUCCGCUGAAAUUGAAUGUAAUCGAGUUUGUGCGUUUUUCUGGUGGAUGAAGGGCUGCGUGUGCUGGAUGAGUCGUCCCCCCAUCCCCCACCGCACAGCGGGCUCCUUCCCUGAACGCGUCGGUGCAGUUUGAGUGAAGAGCCCAUCAGCUUGGACCACAUCUCAGAGCUGCGGAGCUCCGGUCUGGACGCGAUCCAAGCCUGUCUGGUGUCAAACCAGCCUGAACAGAUACUCUCAGACAUCUCAUUUCUUCACCUCAUUCCUGAGACGGGAACCCUGCCCGCCCCUUGUGUAAAGCAAUUUAAACCUGAUAGCUCAUCAUCUCCACUGAAAAUAUUUGCCGGACUAUUAAGACAGUCGCUCUUCACUUUUUCCUCACAAGCACUUUGCCACCGUGCGGAACCCGCGCCAGCCAUGGCUUCUCCGCGCGCACCUCCGUCCUCCCACUGUCCUGUGAUGAUAUAGCCUAUUUUUAAAAAAAAUCCAAGCUCGAUUUGGAGAUUCAACAAGUUCUGACUAAUGUAAUGUUUUAUACUUUUCUUUCAUCCGUGGAAAUGCUCCGUCCAGAUCCAUAAAGGACCGACGUUUGGUUAAUAUGAACUUAUUGCCAAGUGGAAUAUGUUUUUAUUUGUCUGUAGCAAUCUGCUGGCUGACGGCCGAGAUCGAUGCAUCCUGGUGGUACAUGGGCAGCCUGGGCUCCCAGGUGAUGUGCGACAACAUCCCUGGUCUCAUGAACAAGCAGCGCCAGCUGUGCCGCCAGCACCCCAAAGUGAUGCAGGCCAUCGGGGCGGGGAUGAAGGACUGGAUCUCAGAGUGCCAGCACCAAUUCCGCAACCACCGCUGGAAUUGCAACACCACAGCCAGGGAUCACAACCUGUUCGGACGCCUGCUGCUACGAAGCAGCCGCGAGGUAGCCUUUAUGUACGCCAUCUCCUCAGCCGGUGUGGUUUACACGUUGGCACGAGCCUGCAGCCAAGGCGAGCUGGACUCCUGCUCCUGCGAUCCCACUAAGAAAGGCUCAUCACGAGAUGCCAAAGGCUCUUUUGACUGGGGCGGUUGCAGUGACCACGUGGACCACGCCAUGCGCUUCAGCCAGGCCUUUGUGGACGCCAAGGAGAGGAAGGAGAGGGACGCCCGGGCGCUCAUGAACUUGCACAACAACCGUGCCGGCAGGAAGGCAGUGAAGCGCUUCAUGACUCUGGAGUGCAAAUGUCACGGCGUAAGCGGCUCGUGCAGCGUUCGGACCUGCUGGCUGGCCAUGGCCGACUUCAGACGCACUGGCGACCACCUUCGCAAGAGGUAUAACGGCGCCGUGCAGGUGGCCGUUAACCAGUAUGGCACUGGGUUCACUGUCGCGCACGCACACUUCAAACGACCCAGCAAGAAUGACCUGGUGUACUUUGAGGACUCGCCAGACUACUGCAUACGGGACCACGAGUCAGGUACGAUGGGGACGGGAGGGCGGGUCUGUAACCGGACGUCUCGCGGCGUGGACGGCUGUGAGGUGAUGUGCUGCGGUCGAGGCUACGACACGUCACGGGUCAGCCGGACUACCAAGUGUGAGUGCAAGUUCCACUGGUGCUGCGCCGUGCACUGCCGCGACUGCCACCAGCAGGUCGACGUGCACACCUGUAAGGGCCAGACGUGACCUCACCGCCACGGAACUACUGACCGCUCAUAUCAAACCAGCAGCCAUACUGGUCAUUGUGUAAAAACUACUGCGUUUGUACUGGGCCACAUGUUCUAAGUGACAAUCAAUAGAAUAUCUCGACUCCAUCCUCGGUGCUAAGCUCUUAUUUCAGCUGUGUUUCCGCACUGCGCUUCCCAAAGAUCACUGGUCAAUCAAUCUAAUUACACAGCUCAGGGCAAAACUCUGCUGUUGCCUUUAAAGAGCUUCCAGACUUCAGAUGAUCAGAGCAGAAAAUGUAAAAAGCUUCCAUCAACAUAUUAUAGGUUAAAGGAGAAACGGUAGUGAGCUGUGCAUUUAUUUAAUAAAAUAUAUCCACUACAACUACUUUAUACAGCAAAACCUAGCUUUAAAAGCCUGACUGGCGUAAUCAGAGUUGUUUAGUUUUUUAUCUUUCCGAAACACAGAAAAACAUAAAAACAGCCAAAAAUACACUGAAAAUAUCUUAAAUUAUAUAAUCUACUGUAGAGUUUUGAAAUAUCUCAACAGGGAGAGACAGUUACCUUGUUCCCUGUGCAGUCUGAGAAUUUUCCAACCAUUUAAUGUCUCUUUCUCCUGUAUGUUUUCAGUUUUACGGUUCAAUUUGAACUCCUUACCUGUGAACAUAAAUUUGUUUUGUCAUGUCAGGGGCUCAUUCUCUUCCAACAGUGUGUUACCCAAAACCACAGGCAAUUACUCUCCAAACAUUCAGUGUUCAGGCCUGGAAACACCACUAGAAUGAAAAAGGUGAUAGUUGCUGCUGCCGUUGUGCCAAAAAACAAAAAGCUAAAGCUCACUUUGGACUAAGUUAUGUUACUGAAGCUUAAAUAUUUAAAAACUCACAAAUCACAAGGGUGCCACAUUUUUCAUUCAUAACGGCAAAUUUUUCAGCUAUUUGUUCUUUACGGUUUGAGGCUUUCUGUUUAGCACUCAGCGAGUAUGGUUACAAACGCACUACCUGGAUAGUAUUCCAGAUUUCACAGGUAUUCUUGUUAACAUCUUGUUCAAGUAAUUUAAAUUCGGAUUUUAAAACAAAUUGAACAUUAAAAGUAGCUUUAAACUCAUUAGCUGAAACCAGAGUUAAGAAAUCUGUUGCCGUAAUCUAUUUAAAAAUAAAAUCUAUUUCUUUGGUCAACGGGUUAAGGUUAGGGUUAAUUUAAUAUUCUGAAAGACGCAGUUCUCUAACUUACAAACUUGUUAACAUUUGGAGCGCUCCAGAUUCUCCACAAGGGGCCAAUGUUAAGUCAUUAGGUGCGUUUGACUUGAUGUGGCGCUUCGCAGCACUGACUUUAACGUGAUGCAUGCUGAACUUAGUAAACAGUAAAGCUGCUGCUGUUUAACACUUUAACACUGCAGUCUAGUAUCGUCACAGCUGCAAUAUUUUGUUUUUACAGCUUCUGUUUUGUUUGUUUUUAUUAGUUUUACAUUCAUCAGUUAUACAUUUAGACAGAUGUACAAAUGACUGACAGCACAACAGCAGCCAAAAAAGAUUCUAAAAGCAUAUGUUGUAACUAAUGGCGCAAAUGCAACAGUAACUGUCCUUGCCUGUAGGUGGCGACAUCAACUUUUCUACAGCUGCAGCCUUUCAUACCUGUAGGUGGAGUAGGUUGGAUCCGAACUGCAGGUCUGAAAUCGUGGCUCUGCAGUUGGCUUGACGAGGUUUUAGUCCACUUGUAUUCUAACAUUGUUGUUAAUUAACAGUUUAGGAUGUAUUUCAAGUAGUACUUGGUGACCUUACAUAUCAGGCUUUAGUUAAUUUAAUUUUAGGAUGAGCGUGCCCUGUUGUCUAACAGCCUAAUAAAGAAAAAAGAUAAUAGUCUGUGUACAUAAACAAUCAAAUUCACUGUUAUUUGCAGCCUCCAAAUCCAGCACUUAGGAGUUAGAAGACUGCAGCCUGAACAACAGCUUUUCACUACAACAACCUGCUGUCCCAGAUGUAAGAUGUAAAUCCAUUGUUUCCUCUCUUAUUUCACUGUAUUUAUUUACUCUCCAGUUCAAUAGUAAAGUCCUGUUUGAAAAGAUUACUGACGCUGAGUCUGUAACUAACUGGUUACUUAAGAAAAAACCCUAAUAUGACCUGUACAACUGAACUCCCCAGAAUAAGCGACACUGUACAUUUCACUCUGCAUCCCUAUUUAAACAUUAAAAAGUCUAGGUUUGUUUUGAUUUUCUUACCAGACUACAGCUUGUUCCAAAACUGCAAGUGUCCAAACUUAGUUUUUCCGUCUAUGUAAAUAUGUAGUUGUGUAAAUUAAAAUCAGAUGUAUAGUGAAUGGAACCAUAUUCUGUAAUCAAUAGGCAGACUGCACAUUUUAGGUAAUUAACGCACUUCACUUCCUUCUGCUGUGCAAGCCAAUCACAGAACAGACUGCACACGUGGUGUAGUAAAAUGGGCAUAAAUAUAUUUCAUGUGUAGGCGUUGUGUCUCAAAUACAGAAGUCAAGUUUUUAACAAAGAGAUCAACUAAGAUCACAGCUUCCCUCAGCUUCACACAAAAGCACCUGGUGGAUGCAGGUAAAACUCUUCUCCUAUUUGUGGAGCGAGAUGUCAAGGUUGUGGAUGAAAACGCACAUCAGAAGAUAAGUGAAGGAUUCCACAGAUAGUGAAAACCUACCAGGUUGUGUUUUGCGGUUUCAACAGCCAAAUAGCACUUGAAAUGACCGGCAGCUCCAGAUGACUGUCGGCUGUAUUCGGGUUUCGAUCUGGGUGAGGCGGUUAAACACCGUGUGAAUCAAAGUGGCGUGAAGAAGCUGGCUUGCAGCAAUACACAAAAAGUCCUUUAUUGUAUUUUUUUGUCUUCUCACUUUUUUUAAUGAUGGCAAUUGAUCACCUCUUUUUGUACAACAAAAGAACAGCUUUAAAUGAUUGAAAACCCCCAAAAAUGCAAACAUAUCAAAUAAAGUCAAAACCAAUUCUGGA